Clupea harengus (Atlantic herring) is the source of this 1232-nucleotide messenger RNA. It is a transcript of the gene znf511, whose product is annotated as zinc finger protein 511. Lineage: Eukaryota; Metazoa; Chordata; Actinopteri; Clupeiformes; Clupeidae. The record is from RefSeq and is a predicted model, not a curated record.
AGAAGCAUCAUGUUCCUAUGGUUCUAUUUUGAAAUCGUUUAGGCGGAGGCUUAUAGCCACAUGCUCAGCUACAAGCUUGAGGAAUUUAAAGUUUAUGUUAUUUUUUUUUAAAUAAUAGUGCGUGAUGAUAUGAGUGUAAUAAUGUUAGGUCUACAUCCUAAUCUGAUCCAGUUGUUAGAAUCUGACCCGGAGAAAACACACAUUGACGCGGUCCCAGUGCUACAGCGUGACACCGAACCCAAACAUCUCACAACCAAAGAAGUCAGAUGUAGCGAUCUCGUAACCGACAGCAAAUCUCUGUUUACCUUUAGAGCCCAAAAAAUUCGACUGAGUAAGGACCAUGAACACUUUGAAGAUGGGGAUGUUCACCGCCACAUGUACCUGCAGGAUCUGGCUACCAGUGUGGCAGAGGAUGCCCAGCCUGCAAAGGUGGGUGAGUUCCGUUGCCACAUCUCGGGGUGCAGCCAGCUGUUUGACUGCCUUGAGGCGUACGAGCACCACUACAGCGCCCUGCACCGACACGUGUGCUCCACCUGCAGGCGCUCUCUCCCCUCUGCCCGCCUGCUGGACAUCCACAUCCUAGAGUGGCAUGACUCGCUCUUCCAGAUCAUGGCACAAAAGCAGACCAUGUAUCAGUGCCUGGUUGAAGGAUGUGACCUGAAGUUCAGCUCCAGGAUGCAGAGGAAAGACCACCUGAUCAAAACUCACAGCUACCCAGCAGACUUCAGAUUUGACAAGACCAAGAAAAACAAAAGGGUUAAGGAGAAGGCUGCAGCGCGGCAGACAAACACGGGCAUGGAAGUGUGUGAGGAGGAAGGUGAUGAGCCUGCGUCGGCUGGAGGUACCCAGAGUGAGAUGGGGGUAUCGGCAGAGACCUGUGAGUCAAUGGACUGCAGUCAGAACCCAGGUUCUGGUUCUGAGGGAGGUCGGACCGGGCCAGAGGAGGCCCUCACCACAACGUGUCAGAAACCACGCUACGCUUACAGAGUGCCACACUCAAUAUGCUUUGGCCAAGGCGCUGUCCGUGGGUUCAGAGGAGGGAGACGAAAAAAGUAAAAGCACUUGGGCUAUAUGACAACAAUGCGGCAUAACUUUGAUGGAGUACAAGUACUAGAAUUAUAGGCCUACUUCUGAAUCUGUUGCCACUUGGUUCCAGAUAGCCUAUGCACUGUUCAUAAAGAUGUAUUUUCUUAGAAUACUAUUUACCCAAUAAACUUGCUCAAUGAAAACGA